GCUACAUCUGUCCCCAAUUUUUCCUAUAUCGGGGCACGACUAUGCAAUUAUCUCUCUCAUCACCUCACAAUUAAUCCACAAAAUGACAACUUUAGAAAAUUACUCCUUUCCAGGUGUCAAAAAGAAUUUGAAAAUAGAGAUGGAGCUGCCAAAGGGGAUGAUGCUGUAAGGAAAAGAUUUCAUGCAUUUGUGCUGUUUUUGGCUGAACUUUAUCUAAAUCUAGAGGUAAAAGGAAGUAAAGGACUAGUAACUCGAGCUGACAUUCUUCAAACUGGACUUCAUGAGCUAUUAAAUACCCUUUUUUCAAAUCCCCUGGACAGCAAUUUAAUUUGUGCAGUAAAACUAUUGAAGUUGACAGGAUCUGUCCUUGAAGAUGCAUGGAAAGAAAAAGGAAGUACUUAUAUGGAUAAUAUAAUACAGAAAAUUGAAAAUGUUGUCUUAGAUGCAAAUUGCAGCAGAGAUGUAAAGCAAAUGCUAUUAAAAUUAGUAGAACUGCGGUCAAGUAAUUGGGGAAGGGUACAUAUUGCUUCAACAUACAGGGAAGCAACUCCAGAAAACGAUCCUAACUACUUCAUGAAUGAACCAACAUUUUACACAUCAGAGGGUGUGCCUUUCACUGCAGCAGAUCCAGAUUACCAAGAGAAAUAUCAAGAACUUCUUGAAAGGCAAGAUUUGUUUCAAGGAUAUGAAGAAAAUGGAACAGGAGCUGGAGACCAAUACUAUGAUGAUGAUGAUGACGAUGACGAAAAAGAUGAUGAGAUGGAUCCAGAAAUUGAAGAAGCGUUUGAAAAAUUUUGCUUAGAAUCUGAACGCAAGAGGAAACAAUAAGUUUUACAUAAAGUUUGUUUUUUGAAAAAAAUAAAACAGCAUAGAAUGGACAAUAAGGAAACAAAUGGAAAAUCCUGCAAUCCAUAUCAAAGGAAAUUAAGUUUUUCCAAGUAUGCAAUUUCCCUCUUGUUAAACAGAAUCUGCCAAAAAGAAGCAAUUGUAAAGUGAAAUUCUUUAUCUUGAAUAAUAUGUAAAUAUUAUAGUUUAUUUUAUGUACAGUUAAAUAAGCAGUGUUUUUGCUGUAACAAAUUUAUUUGGCGCGUCGCAUUAAUCUAAAAGUUCAAGUUAGAUUAAAUUUGUAUUAAAAAUUCACACUUUUCUGAAGUAAAAUCCUUUCAAUAGUAAUGCAUUUUGACUUGCUUUUGGAAUGGAUUUGUACAUUCUUUCCUUUGGAUAGCUUGUAGCAUUCACCCCACAUUUUUAGGCUCAUGAAGUUGCCAAAUUAUUUACUUAAUAUUUUACAAAUCAUUAAAAUUGUAACCAGCCAAGGACAAUUUGGAGCUGGGCACAAAAAUUGAAUUUUCAAACAGUUACAUUGUCAAUUAAUGUUUCAGUUCAUCAAAUCUGUCUUCAACAUUACUGUGUUUUAGAUGUCAUAUUGGUCAUCUUCUGAAGUAUGGUUUUAGAUGAUCAGAAAUGUGUCAUGUUUAUUCCUUUACCCACUUUCAUAUUAAUACUUCCUGCUUUAGCCAUUGUUUAUUGUCAGACAAAACAAUGAUUAAUGCUAAUCAGGAUUACUUUAAAAUGUUGGUUUAAAAAUCUGGUUCAUCAGGUAAAGGAGAAGAUUGCAAAGUCUCCCAAAAUGGUUUAGGAUGCUUUCUAAAUCCUGAUCCACAGAUAGCAGCCUAUAAAUUCUGACCUUUGCUCAUGUUUGCAGAGAAUAAUUAAUUUUUUACACCAGCAACAUUGGGCCCUAAGUUGAGGACUUGCUGUUUUAGAGGUUUCAAAAUAGAAUAUGUCUGAAUUCAGCCAUUUCUGUUGAUUUUCACUUUGAAAUUUUAAAGAAGCUAUUUUUUUAGUUCGAAGUUCAUAAUUUGUGUCUUUGAAAUGCAUACUAAAAAGAAAGCACUCGUGUCUCUUUUUAGUUUCCAUCACAUUUAACAAGUAAAUUGUUUACAAAGAAAUUUGUCUACUGAUUAUGUCUUCCCUUUAAAUCAUCUGGGUUUUUUUCUCUCUAAAAUUGUGUCCAGAAUACUUUUAACAUUUUAUUCACUAUUUUAUAUUACCUAGAAUCUUAUUUCCUAACACCAAAUGUGUUGAACUUCCUGAGCAGUAGGUUAAAUAACUUAUAUAAAGACAUAAGUUGUAAAUAUGUAUGUAAAUAGUGCUGUUUAAUAUUGCACUGUUAUAACUUGGUACAAUUUGUGUCUGUUAAAUGAGUUAGUAUAAAAUUACAUCUUCUGGUUGUUUAGCAUUUAGUUAACACCAUAUUUUGCAAAAAAUAAAAAUAAACUGUUGUUGUUGGA
This is a messenger RNA of Thamnophis sirtalis, 2294 nucleotides long. Lineage: Eukaryota; Metazoa; Chordata; Lepidosauria; Squamata; Natricidae. The record is from RefSeq and is a predicted model, not a curated record.